AUGUCUUCCUUUCUCGCCAUCCCCGACCCCAAAGACUCUAUCGUCAAAAUCACUGCUACCUGCUACAAAAGACCGGAUGUCUCCUGGGAUUAUUUCAUUCAGUAUUGGCGAAACACUCAUGUCUUCAAGUUUACGCGAAACCCUAAAGUCGAAAAACUCCUCAUAGGCUACGUUCAGUGCCAUCGUGACGAGGAGUCAUCAAAGAAAAUGGGACCGGUUCCUCUACUAGACUAUGAUGGACUAGCUGAGUUCUACGUCAGGCGCAUCGAGGACUGGUUGGAAAUUGCAAGUGAACCACAGCAUCUUGCCGAGUCAAUGGUGGAUAUGGAGCAUUUCUGCGACAGCCCGCGAAUGAAGCUUUUCAUCACCAACUAUGAGCCGCGAUUCUGGAAAAUUCCUGCUCCUCCUUCGCCACCCAAGCAAAUCGAGUGGAACCACCCAGAUCCUGAGCAGCUGAAGAAGGACCUGGACCCCAAGUACAACUAG
Messenger RNA from Thyridium curvatum, 486 nucleotides. RefSeq lists its product as uncharacterized. Gene Ontology annotation, molecular function: oxidoreductase activity. Lineage: Eukaryota; Fungi; Ascomycota; Sordariomycetes; Thyridiales; Thyridiaceae. The record is from RefSeq and is a predicted model, not a curated record. The transcript is spliced from 2 exons. The coding region runs from base 1 to 486 and encodes 161 amino acids.